Molecule: messenger RNA, 873 nt
Organism: Plasmodium vinckei vinckei
Lineage: Eukaryota; Apicomplexa; Aconoidasida; Haemosporida; Plasmodiidae
Product: PIR protein CIR protein
Exons: 3
Coding region: 1-873 (290 amino acids)
Source: RefSeq, a predicted model, not a curated record
AUGGAAAAGUCAAGUUAUGAUAUUGAGAAAGUGUAUAAAGAAAUUGGUACGAUCGAUAGCUAUUUUGGUGUGAAGAAGGAAAAUGGAAAAACAUCUCUAUAUUAUAAUGAAUUAAUCCACAAAUAUUGUAAUUAUAGUAUUACCUCAGGAACAGGUGGUUGUGACGUUUAUUUUCAAUGGGCUAAUUGUGGUUUUAUUUAUUUGCUAAAAUUGUUAAAGGAUAAGUAUAAUUUAGAUUAUGAUAAACUUGCCCAAUACGCUAUUUUAUGGUUAAGUUAUAAACUAAAUACAGCGCCAGAUGGAUGUAACAUUAAUUUAGUCAAAUUUUAUACUGAAUAUAUAGAAAAAAAUUAUUAUUAUAAUGAGAAAAUAAAAGAUAAUGGUAGUACGACUUAUAAGGGUAUUAUAGAUAAAAAAAAAGAUUUUAUGAAUAUUAAAGAAAUACCUAAAUUUAAUGCCCUAUUUUUUAUAUUAUUUUCAUCAUAUCAUUUCAUUUAUGAUAAUAAUUUCGAUUGCACAGUAUAUUUGAACUUUGUUAAUCAAUUUGUUCAAUAUUUUCAAGAACUCAAUAAUGAUUCUAAGAAUAUAGAAAAAAGUUCAUUUAGUCAAAUAUUGUCUACAUUAUCAAAUGAUUAUAAAAAUUUAAAAAAUAUAUGUGAUAAUGAUAAAUCUUGCAAAAUUCCACCUAUUCCACAAUUAAACCCCAAAAAAAUUAAUGCAUUAAGUCCUGAAUCUACAUCAUCAAGUUCGUCGAUAUUAAACAUAGUAAUCCCAGGUUUAUCGACAUUUGCAAUACCGGUUUUCUUGGUAGUUGCUUAUAAGACAUUAUUUAAGAAACAAAUUAAAAAAAAUAAAGAAGAAAAUGAAACUUAA